GGUCGACCGUACAAAAACGAACCCAAUCUCACCCUCACUCUAGUCAACCAUCGUUUCGUUUUCUUUUUCUCCGGCGAGCAAUCUCAGAUUCUCCGGCGGAGUGAUUAUGUCAGGAUCUGGUGGUGGUGGUGGUGAUUCUCGGAGCUUGUGGCUAGCAGAGAAUCCGAGCAAAAGAUGGGGAGAGCUCUUCUUCCUCUUCUAUACUCCUUUCUGGCUCACUCUCUCUUUAGGAAUCGUUGUUCCUUACAAGCUUUACGAGACAUUCACGGAGUUGGAGUAUCUGCUUUUGGCCUUGGUCUCUGCUGUUCCAGCUUUCGUGAUACCUAUGCUACUCAUCGGAAAGGCUGACAGAAGUUUAUGCUGGAAAGACCGUUAUUGGGUUAAGGCAAAUCUCUGGAUAAUUAUUUUCAGCUAUGUGGGAAACUACUUUUGGACUCACUAUUUCUUUCAAGUUCUUGGUGCGUCCUAUACUUUCCCAUCGUGGAAAAUGAAUAAUGUGCCCCACACAACGUUCUUUCUAACACAUGUUUGCUUCCUCUUUUACCACGUUGCAUCGAACAUGACUCUUCGAAGGCUACGACACUCGAUUGCUGAUUUACCAGACUCUCUGAGAUGGUGUUUUGAAGCUGCAUGGAUACUGGCGCUUUCUUAUUUCAUUGCAUACCUGGAGACUGUUGCUAUCGCAAAUUUUCCUUAUUAUGAGUUUGUGGACCGAAGUGCCAUGUACAGAGUUGGAUGUUUGUUCUAUGCCAUCUACUUCAUUGUGAGCUUCCCAAUGUUCUUCAGGAUGGAAGAGAAAUCAAGUGAUGAGUGGGAUUUAUCACGUGUGGCUGUUGAUGCUUUAGGCGCUGCUAUGUUGGUAACAAUCAUUCUUGAUCUAUGGCGUCUCUUCUUGGGACCUAUAGUUCCCUUACUGGAGGGACGAAGCUGCCUUGAGUCUGGAUUACCAUGGUUCUCCCAUUGAAUAUCGUAAAGAAAGAUGAUGGCUGCUUCUACCAAAACAGUGAAAGAGAAACCUACACAAGAGUUUCUAUGACCGCUUUACGGAUUUUUGGGCAUGCUUUGUUAUGCUUUCUUUCAGUUUUUCAUUGAUAGACUUACUUCAAGCAGAAAACAGAGAAUUCUGACAUUCUAAAGAUUUAACUUUCAAGCUACAACUUGAGCGUGCUAGUUCAUUGGUAGAAAGAUGCUCAUAAGAAUCUGAGUUUUUAUGAU
Messenger RNA from Eutrema salsugineum, 1215 nucleotides. Its product is annotated as cycloeucalenol cycloisomerase. The record is from RefSeq and is a predicted model, not a curated record. The transcript is spliced from 8 exons. NCBI's taxonomy places the organism in Eukaryota, Viridiplantae, Streptophyta, Magnoliopsida, Brassicales, Brassicaceae. Bases 107 to 964 code for a protein of 285 amino acids. Gene Ontology annotation, molecular function: cycloeucalenol cycloisomerase activity.